This is a messenger RNA of Racocetra fulgida, 432 nucleotides long. Lineage: Eukaryota; Fungi; Glomeromycota; Glomeromycetes; Diversisporales; Gigasporaceae. The record is from the annotation of a GenBank genome assembly.
UACAAAAAGUAGAAUCAGAUCAUCUCAUUUACAAAAUGAAAAAUGAGCAAGAUACGAGAAAACUUGAUUAUGGAUUAUGUUUAUGGUCUACUGGAAUUUGUGAGUUAAAAUUAUUUAUUUUUUACAAUCUAGCACAUAUGUUACCGGAGCAAAAAAACACACGUGCUCUUAUUACUGAUAAUAGAUUACGCCUUAAAGGUAUUCAUGAUUCUUCUGUGUACGCAAUUGGGGAUUGUUCAACCAUUGAAAAUCCAAACUUGGUUCGGGGGCUGAUGCAAUUCUUUAUUGAUGCUGAUGUUGAUAAAAAUGGAUUGUUGAGUUAUGAUGAAUUUGUUAUGUUGGCAAAAACAAUUAGCAGAAAAUAUCCAAUUACUGCUAAUCAUUUGAAACAGGCCGAUAAGCUUUUUGAACGGUAUGAUGUUGACAAAAGCG